AUGAAUCAAUUAGAAAAUAAUAAAAAGGCAAAUCAUUUAGAGAGAACAAGUCAUAUUGAACGACAAAAGGAUAAAAUUUCUGCUAAAAUAAUUUCAAUAACAAAUGUCACUCCGACUAUAAAAACUUUUUUAUUUCAUUCACCUUCAUCCUCAUCUUCAUCAUUAGAUUUUCUUCCUGGUCAAUGGUUAGAUGUUUUUAUUUCAUCAAUUUCAAUAGUUGGUGGAUUCUCCAUCACUUCUACUCCUCAACUAUAUUCUAAUACAAAUACUUUUGAAUUGGCUAUAAAAAAUUCAAAUCAUCCUCCAGCAAAAUGGUUUCAUGAGAUGGCAAGAAUUGGUGACAUGGUACAAGUUAGAGUUGGUGGUAAUUUUGUUUGGAAUGAAGAAAUUGAAUAUCAACAAGGAACUGAGAGAAUAAUAUUUAUUGCUGGUGGAGUAGGAAUGAAUCCAUUGAUGAGUAUGAUAGAAAAUUGGAAAAAUUAG
Messenger RNA from Diversispora eburnea, 483 nucleotides. The record is from the annotation of a GenBank genome assembly. NCBI's taxonomy places the organism in Eukaryota, Fungi, Glomeromycota, Glomeromycetes, Diversisporales, Diversisporaceae.